Molecule: messenger RNA, 2463 nt
Organism: Hyla sarda
Lineage: Eukaryota; Metazoa; Chordata; Amphibia; Anura; Hylidae
Gene: CEP95
Product: centrosomal protein 95
Cellular component (GO): centrosome; spindle pole
Source: RefSeq, a predicted model, not a curated record
UCUUAGGCGGUGGUGUAGGCGCGCUUCUCUUUUCGGUCCCCGGUUACCAUUUUCCUUCGCAGUCUCACGUGAUCUCCCGGUUAUCAGUUCCGGACCCGGAGCCCUGACAGCGGAAUUAAAAUUACACCGGAUCAAGGAGGGAAGGUGACGUCAUAUCCGGAAGCAACAGCCGGGGCCGAGGCGACCAAUCAGAGCGCACUGGCGGUUUAAAUGCCCUAAACUUCAAGUCUGAGGGGCAACAACCAGGACCCGGGGUAACUAGAGGCCGAUUUCCCCCACCAGGACCCGGGAUCUAGGGCAACAAGCAGCGGAUCCCACCGGGGCAGCAAGAGCCACAAUCCAGGAGGAGCGGAGACGAUGGGCGCACAGGAGACGGAUUGGGUGACCAUCGCCAACAAUUUGCGGAGCCGAUGUCAUGUGACCCUGCCGCUCAGCGACCUGACACACUGUGACGCUCGAUUCUUCGUCUCCAUAUACGAGGCCAUUCUAGGAGAAAAAGUGCCAGAUUUCAUCACCGAUUCUCAAACCCCUGAAGACGACGCCCACAACGUGCAAUCGGUGAUCGACUCGCUGGCCCUGGACUAUCUGCAGGUCAGCCUGUCCCAUAUAACAGGAGAGAACGUCGUCCGAGGAGACACAGAGUCCAUCCGCAACCUCCUGGAGAUAUUCGAUGGGUUACUGGAGUAUCUGACCGAGCAGAUCAGCGAAGCCUCAUCCCAGAACGGAGAUUUGGAGUGUAAGGAUCGGAGGGGGUCACAUGAUGUCCCCCCUUCCCUGAAGCCACCACCCUCUAUAGGGUCUCUCUCCUCUGAUCUCCAUCCUCCCUCCUGGGUAGUUGAGGGUUCGGAGUCCACGGCAGAGCUGAUCCGUCUGGGGGACACGGCGCACACGUUCGCACUGAGAGGUCUGGAUGUGGAGCGGACCCCCCAGCCUAUGAUGCAGCCGCGCACUCCCACAGGUGAAGGACACUUCCUUAUGAAUGGAUCCCCGUCUCGUGAGCGGGAUAACAUUUACGAAGAUGAGGUUCUGGCCGCCAUACCGCUAAACCCCCCAUAUCAGCCCACGAUGAGCCUGCUGCACGGUGUGAACAGGGACGUUCAGGUGUCACUUGGCAGCUCCGGUUCUUCCCUCAGGAGUCCAGUGAAAAGCAAAGCUCUUCCUGAUGGGGGAGAGGUGCUUGCGGGGCCCAGGGCCACUAAUGGAGACGUCGCCCAUGAGGUUUGUCCGGUAGAGAGACCCCUGAAGUCCGCAGAGCGGAAGGGCCCUAAAGAGGGGUCCCAGGAGGUUCAUCUGGGACAGAAGAGAGUUGCGUUCUGCACACAGCCGGAUAUCAGGCUGAUGACUCUGCAGAGCUCACUGCGCGACUGGAACGAUGGAGCAGAGACGAGUGCGCAGAGAGAAGACACAGAGGAGACAUUACUGACUACGCUGGAGCCCCUGUCGCUGGUGGAGGAGCCGCUGUCGGUGCAGAGAGCCCGGAAUCGCCUGUCUGAGCUGGAGCUGCAGGAGAUGUCCGAGAAGUUAUCACGGCGUCUGGAUGAGCUGGACCGGAUGCUGAAGGCAGCUCUGGGGGGUCCGAUGCGGAGCAGUGAUCAGGAGGACAAGCUCUCCCAGCACAGCGACAGCAUCAUGGAGAUCCGCAGGAAGAAGCGGCUGCACGCCACCGGACGCACACGACCUCCCACCGCCAGACCGCGAUCACUCUCCUCCUCACCGCCUCCGCCCCGAUCCCUCUCUGCGCAGUUUGAGGAUGCGCUUAACAAGGAGGCCAGAGGGGAGAUGGGGAAGAUCCGCCGGAACGUGCAGAAGGAGCUGGAAGUGGAGCGGCUGAAGGCUCAGCUGCUGCGGAACGCCUACGCCCAAGAAUUAAAGGACUUUGAGGAAACGGAGAGACAGAAGUUGGUGAAACUGAAGGAGGGUUUACGGGAGGAGGAACAGGAAUAUAAAGAAAAUAUCUUCAAGGAGCCGCCGAAGAAAUCUCAUCCAGAGAAGGUGUACGCUGGAAAACGGGCGCCCUCCAAGCCAAAACAUUGGGCACCAAACCUCCACAAGUCGGAAAACCGAAUGAAGAUUAAGGAGAACGAUUUGUUGCCGCUUCUCCUGGAAGAAUUUCCGCAUCUACAGAUCUCGCAGCAAACGCUGAACGCCAUGUGGAGGGGGCAGAUGGCGCAGGUGGAGCAACUCGCCAGGUCUGGGCAGGACACAGAGAGGAGUGAGCGCCACCUACAGAAUGAGGUGGAAGAAGCCCGUAAGAAGCACAACCUCCUCGUAUCGCUGAUCCAGAAGGAGCAGGAGCACAAUCAGCGGCUGAAAGAUUUCAAAGAUCGGAUCCGUCUUCAGAAGUCGGCGCAGAACCGAAUGCGGGAGAACCGGUCACAAGCCGCGCGGGCGAAGAAAUACUACGACGACUACCACGUGCAGCUCCGCGCCAAACUCAUGAGGGCGAGAACCAGAGAGGAGAAG